AUGGCGUCGUCUUUCCGCGUGGUUGAGCAUACCGUCACGGGAUGCCAUACCAGGGAGUAUGUCGCGGCGACUGCGCAUGGCGACUCCGACACUCCCAGGCUGGCGGUGAAGCAGUAUAUUCCGCUGGACAACCCCACGCCGAAGCCCGGCGAUGUUACAAUCAUCGGGGCUCACGCGAACGGGUUCCCCAAGGAAUUGUAUGAACCGCUUUGGGAGGAGAUACAUCGGCGGACGUCUCAGGCUGGCUUCCGCAUCCGCUCCAUCUUCAUCGCGGACAUAUGGAAUCAGGGGCAGUCGGGUGUCCUCAACGAAAAGAUUCUCGGAAACGACCCGAGCUGGUCCGACCACGCGAGAGACCUGAUGAAUCUCAUCAACCAAAAGCAAGACUCUAUCCCACACCCGAUUGUGGGCAUUGGCCACAGCAUGGGCGGCACUCAGUUAUCGCUCUUGUCCCUUGCCCAUCCACGCUUGCUCACAUCCCUUGUGCUUCUCGACCCCGUCAUCCAGGAACCAAACGGCAGCAUUGCCCCUGCGAUGGCGUCCACGCCGCGUCGCGAUGUCUGGCCGUCAACGGAUGCCGCCGCGACACGAUUCAAGGGGAGCAAGUUUUUCCAGUCGUGGGAUCCUCGAGUCCUCGACCGCUGGAUAGAGUACGGCCUCCGUCAAGCCCCUACGGAGCUCUAUCCUGCUGAGGGUGCCGCGGCAAAAGAUGAGCGCGUCACGCUUACAACCUCGAAGCACCAAGAGCUGUUUACUUUCCUUCGGCCUACGUACCGGGGCGUUCCCGGGGAGGAGUACCUCGACAAGGAUCCCGCGGCCGACGAAGAGUAUCCCGGGUACCCAUUCUACCGGCCCGAGCCGCUCCACGUCUUCCAGCGCCUGCCAGAGCUGCGGCCCAGCACUCUUUACGUCUUUGGCGACAAGUCAGACCUGUCGCCGCCGGCACAGCGGCAGGCCAAGAUGGCACGAACGGGGACGGGAGUGGGAGGCAGUGGCGGAACUGGCGCCGGUCGCGUCAAGGAGGUUGUUCUCGACUGCGGCCACCUCGUCGCGAUGGAAAAGGUGACCGAGUGUGCGGACGCCAUCACCGCGUUUCUCGGGGACGAAAUGGCGCGGUGGCGACGGAACAAGGCCGACUUUGAAAAAUAUUGGAACAAGAAGUCGAGGACGGAGCAGAUUACGAUUGACGGGGAGUGGGCUAACAAGGUGCGUCCAAACGACACAUCGGCUGGGACGACGAAGCUUUAG
Purpureocillium lilacinum is the source of this 1248-nucleotide messenger RNA. RefSeq lists its product as uncharacterized. The record is from RefSeq and is a predicted model, not a curated record. NCBI's taxonomy places the organism in Eukaryota, Fungi, Ascomycota, Sordariomycetes, Hypocreales, Ophiocordycipitaceae.